AUGCUGUGCUGGGUGAGUACAAGCACUGCUGUCUGCGACACAUGGCCGCUGCAGGUCGGCAGUGACGCUCAGCCUCAGAAAAACAUCCGAAAUAUUGGCAUUAUUGCUCACGUCGAUGCGGGCAAAACUACGACGACGGAACGCAUGCUUUUCUACAGUGGCGUCACUUCCCGCGUCGGGGAUGUCGAUUCCGGAAACACAGUCACCGACUUUCUCGACCUCGAACGCGAGCGCGGCAUCACCAUUCAAUCGGCCGCCAUCACCUUUCCGUGGCCGCGCAAGGAAAAUUGCCCCACGGGUACCAAUCCCAAGACAGUCAACCUGAUCGACACGCCCGGUCAUCAAGAUUUUCGAUUCGAGGUCGAUCGCUGCUUGCCGAUUCUGGACGGCGCCGUCUGUAUCAUUGACUCGGUCAAAGGUGUCGAGGCGCAUACGGAGCGUGUAUGGGGGUCCGCCCACGAGUUCCGCAUCCCGCGUAUCGUCUAUUGCAACAAACUGGAUCGGGAAGGUGCCUCUUUUCGCAAGUCUGUGCUUGAAAUCGGCAGCCGUCUCAAGGGAUGGCCACUUGUGUGCCAAAUCCCCUGGUGGGAGAAUGACGAGUUUGUUGGCGUCAUCGACAUUAUUGAUCUCAUUGGCUACCGAUACAACGACAAAAAGACAGUCAGAUAUGAGAAAGAGGAGCUGAUGAGCAAGCUUGCAUCAUCAAAUGCCGAUCUUGUCAAAGAAGUAGGCAUUGCCCGCCAACACCUGAUUGAAGGAUUGGCUGAAUUCGACGACGUCAUUAUGGAAGAGUUUCUCGCCGAAAACACAGAUAUCCCCUCGUCAAUAAUAAAGGACGCCGUUCGUCGAACUAUCCAGAGCGGCGAUGGCCGUGCCAUUCCGGUCUUUGCUGGCUCGAGCUUUCGCCACAUUGGAGUCGAGCCUCUGAUGGACGCCAUUGCCAGCUAUCUUCCCAACCCGUCCGACAGACCAGACGUCAGUGUUCGCAUGAGCGGCGCAAACUACAAAUUGAGUGACACCCUGCAAGGCGACUCGAAACAAGCUGGGGCAAAGCAAAUUGCUUCAAUUUCUUCGGUUUUCAAAGUAUUUGAGCAUCCAAAGGAGGGGAUCAUCAGCUUUGUGCGAGUUUAUCACGGCACUCUGGGUCGAAGCGCAGCCACCUUCAAUACCAACAUGGCAGUCAGCGAGAGCCCGAUGGGUAUUCUUCAAAUUUCGGCCGACAAGACACACGAUGUACAGGAGCUAUCAGUCGGUCAAAUUGGUGCCCUUCGAGGAUUAAAAAAGGCGCGAACUGGAGAUACAUUGAUUACAACGACAAACAGCAAACCUCCACAUGCCGCUCUACGUAGCCUGCAGGUUCGGCCGCCAGAGAUCCCCCCACCAGUCGCGUUUUUACAGGUUGAGCCGUACGGCAAUGUGGCUGCACAACAGUUACAGGUGGCACUGGAGAAUGCGUCGCGGCAAGACCCAAGUCUGCGAUGGAGCCGAGACCCCAAGACAGAGCAGUUUACCGUGCAAGGCAUGGGCAAACUUCAUUUGGACGUCUCGCUACACAACAUGAGGCAAAAGCACAAGAUUGAUGCCGAAUUUGGCCCCAUCGAAGUCGACUACAAAGAAAGUGUCAUGGUCCCUGCACAGCCGCAAAGGAUUGUAUUUGACAGACCAGUAGCCAGCAAGGCUGGCAAAGUAACCUGCAUCGUGACUCUAGAGCCGCUGGAAGCUCACCACCGUGAAACGCUACAGGAGUCAUGCAUUGAACGAGAUGGAAACAUGUUUAAUAUUGUGAUACCCGACGAAGGUUCGAUGAACUUUGACAUUGAUGAGGCUCAUCAACAGCUCCUCAACGGCGCCAUUGCCGGCCUCGCUCGCGGACCGCGCCGAGCAGCGCCGCUGCAUGGAUGCUUGGCGACAGUCGAGCUUGACACGACCGACGGCGCGUGCGAGACGCCCACUGGCGGUCAUUUCAGUUCGGCAGCUCGCACGGCUGUGCAGAGCAGCCUGCGCGACUCGUUUGACAAGAGUCAGAUCGGCAUCGUGGAGCCGAUCAUGCUGGCGCACAUCACAUGCCCCGAGCAGGCCGCAGGAACAGUCCAGCACGAUAUCUCCUCGGGCGCCGGAGGGCAGGUGCUCGAGGUGAACGACAGAACUGCCGAGUCAAGCGGCAGUGAGGAGCUCAUUGACGUGAGCAGAAUCUAUGCGCCGCCGGACCCGUACGACUCGGUGACGUCGCUGCGCGGAAAGCGCUCAGCGGCGCGUAUGGUGGAGAUUGUGGCCAAGGUGCCCUACAAGGAAAUGCUGGACUAUGACGAUCAUCUGCGGAGCAAGACGUCGGGCCGGCACUCGAUGACCAUGGCCUUUGACUCCUUUGCGCGUGUAGUAGGACAUCGCGAGAAGGGCCUAUAA
Akanthomyces muscarius is the source of this 2403-nucleotide messenger RNA. RefSeq lists its product as uncharacterized. Gene Ontology annotation, cellular component: mitochondrion. Bases 1 to 2403 code for a protein of 800 amino acids. Lineage: Eukaryota; Fungi; Ascomycota; Sordariomycetes; Hypocreales; Cordycipitaceae. Gene Ontology annotation, biological process: mitochondrial translation; ribosome disassembly. The transcript has 4 exons. The record is from RefSeq and is a predicted model, not a curated record. Gene Ontology annotation, molecular function: GTP binding; GTPase activity.